AAUAAGCAAUAAACUUGGCAAUACAAAAUAAAACGUCAAAUAAAUAUCUGAAUUUCUAAAACGAAAUGAAGUAUGAACAAAAAUGUUAACAUAUUUUAUUUGUAUUUAACAAAAACCGACUUUAUCUAGGCAAGAUGAAUGUGACUCUGACUAGCCUAGAAGCCUUGAUUUUAAAAGCUACACAUGAAACUCUGCCAUGCCCGGACGCUGCAGCGUUGGAAGCAUUUUGUGCCGUGAUGCGGGACUCUGCGGAGGGCCCGCAGUUGGCGACGCAGGCUCUGGGAGCCCGUAUACACUCGCAGAACGCUCGCGAAGCUCUACUCGCUCUCUCUAUGUUAGAUCGCUGCAUGCGACGUUGUGAUUCUAGUUUUCACGCCGAAGUCGGCAAAUUUCGUUUCCUCAAUGAAAUGAUAAAACUUGUUUCGCCUAAGUACUGCGCUGACCGAACUUCGCACGAUGUGAAGACGAGGGUUGUUCAACUCCUUCAUGCUUGGUCAAUUGAGUACCCAAAGGAAGCUAAGUUUAAGGUAGCAUAUGACAUGCUAAAAAACCAAGGAGUAGUGAAGGAGACACCACCCCCUCUGCCACCUGAAGAUGUAAUGCCACCUCGGAGCAGAGCAAAGAAUGCCAUUUUUGAAGAUGAAGAGAAAUCUAAAUUGUUACAAAAGUUACUUCAGAGUAAAAAGCCUGAAGAUCUUCAGCACGCAAACAGACUUAUCAAGACUAUGGUCAGAGAAGAGGAGCGUCGCAAUGAAGAAAGCAGUCGACGCGCCCAAGAGGUCGGUAACGCCCUCGACAGCGCUGAACUACUACGCGAGCUGCUCGCGAACGCUGAAGAUGCGUCACCGGAGGAGGAGCAGCUGAUCCAUGAGCUGCAUGUGUCGUGUGGAGCGCUGCGGUUAGCGCUGCAGCGGCUGGCCGCCUCUGAAACCGCCCCGGAUACACUUAAUGACAUACUCCACGCAAGUGAAGUAUUAGACGAUGUCUUUGAAAAAUACGACACAUUUUCUAAGUAUACAAAGGAGAAGAAGAAGAAAUCUGAAGCAAAAGCCCUAAGUACUGAACAGCCACAAGCCUCGAACAGCGAGAGCUUACUAGACUUUGCCGGAAACUUGGGCAGAGGAGACACAGUACUUAAAACUACAGCGAUAAAGAACACAGCGAUUGACGAACUUGGUGAUAUAUUUUCAACUGGUAGCGAUUCGAAGAACAUUGUGGAGCCACUCAAACCUGUAAACUUGAUGCCUAGUGAAGACGUGGAUUUAUUAGGCGAGAAACCAACAAAGGCAGAAGGCUGGAAUGAAUUGGAUUCGCUCGGCGAACAACUUAUAAAGCAGUCUCUUCCUGACAAUGUAAAACGACUGGAGAGUUUCAAUGGAAAAACGGCGAAGAAAAUACCAAUGAACGCUUUAGCCUCGCCGAAGCACGACCCGCUACCAUCCACGAACGGCGCUCUCUUCGACUUGGAUUUCUUCACGAAGAAGCCAGACGAGCCUACAAGCACAAUAGAUACUCCCAAAGCCCCGAUUAAGCCAGCCAGCCCUGAUGACGUCAUCGUCGACAUCAGCACAGACACACCAAGCACCUCAAACGUCAACAUAAGGCACAACUCAACAGACUCCCCCCUAGAUAACAUAUUGGACCUAAGUAUAGCCCUAGAAAACCCCAAAUGUAAAGUCUCGCCUUCAAACAGUGUCGAAUCAAACGAAGAAAAGAGAGAGAAGACUAAAAACGAAGUGAAACCAUUGACUGAUAUAGAUGUCUCCUUGUCUAACGUGACCCCUAGUGAUGUACCCCCAAUGACUAUAUUUGAAGAGGAUAAUGGCAUUACAGUAGUGUUGCACUUCUGUAAGGACAAGCCGAGGCCUGAUGUCAAUGUUAUUGUGAUAUCGACGACGAGUAAAAAUAAAAAACCUAUUCUAGAUUUUAGGUUUCAAGCUGUGGUUCCUAAGUGUUGCAAGGUCCGGCUGCUAGCUGCGUCGGGCACGUCCCUGCCGGCCUGCAACCCGUUCCUGCCGCCGCCCGCGCUCACGCAGGUCAUGCUGGUCGCGCGGCCGCCCUCCCGCCCCGCCCUGCACCUGCGCUUCGUGCUCUCCUACACCUGCGAGGAUGACUCCUGCUCCGAGAUAGGUGAUGUCCCAGAAUUACCCCUCAAUGAGAUAUAAAGGGUACACUUGAUUCUGUUGCUAGUAAAGAUUGUAAAGAAGAGGUGAUUUGUAUGAAAGUUUCAGAAUGUAGUCUGAGGCUACCUGUCCACUGAAGCAGACCAAGCCUGCGAGACGGAGAAAUAGAGAUAUAAUAAUAAUUAGGUAUUUGGCUAAAGAAAUAUAUUAAGAUAUGUAUACAAAAAAAUACACUAUU
This is a messenger RNA of Trichoplusia ni (cabbage looper), 2361 nucleotides long. RefSeq names its product ADP-ribosylation factor-binding protein GGA2 (gene Gga). Gene Ontology annotation, biological process: intracellular protein transport; vesicle-mediated transport. NCBI's taxonomy places the organism in Eukaryota, Metazoa, Arthropoda, Insecta, Lepidoptera, Noctuidae. Gene Ontology annotation, cellular component: trans-Golgi network. The record is from RefSeq and is a predicted model, not a curated record. Gene Ontology annotation, molecular function: small GTPase binding; ubiquitin binding; phosphatidylinositol binding. The transcript has 8 exons. Bases 135 to 2165 code for a protein of 676 amino acids.